Messenger RNA from Cajanus cajan (pigeon pea), 3206 nucleotides. Its product is annotated as AP2-like ethylene-responsive transcription factor ANT. Gene Ontology annotation, biological process: regulation of DNA-templated transcription. The record is from RefSeq and is a predicted model, not a curated record. Gene Ontology annotation, molecular function: DNA binding; DNA-binding transcription factor activity. NCBI's taxonomy places the organism in Eukaryota, Viridiplantae, Streptophyta, Magnoliopsida, Fabales, Fabaceae.
GUUACCACUAGAUUCACCUACUAGCAUUCAAGUUUUCAGAAACUGACCAGAAAAAGUUUCUCUCACCAUUACCAUUUCGGGUUCUUUCUUCUUAUCCGCUUUCAUAUCUGAUUCUGGGUCUAAAAUAGGGUUUAACAAAAGCCUAAGUAGGGUGCCACAGUUUUCAUUUCUCACUUUUUUAACAACAAAAAAAUAAGAAAAGAGAAGGCAAAAAAGACCUUGUGUGUUGUGUGUUGUGUGUUGUGUGUAUAUAUAUAUACCCACACAUACAAACACAGAUCCCUAUGGAAUGAGGUGGGUGCUCCCAGCAUCACUCGCUACAAACUUAUUCCUUCUGCUUAGUUUAAAGAGACCAGUUUUGUUAUGCUCUAGUGAAGAAAGAGAUAGAUUGAGAAAGAUAGUUUGUGUGUUUUUUCUUUUUGGUGUUUGUGUUAGUGGAGCUAGCUAGCACAUGAAACGGAUAGUUUGGUUGGUGUGAGAAAAACCUGCUGUAGCUAAACAACAAAAUCCAAGUCUCCAUUGGCAAGAUUAUUAUUAUCAUUAUUUUGAUAUGAUUUGUUUAUGUGCAACCCAAUGAUUGACAUGCCUACCAGAUACUUGUUGUAGAGAGUUCAAACCUUUUUCUAGUAAUUAAGGUGAGAAGAAAAGGAGAAAAAGAAAGAGAUGAAGUCCAUGAAUGAUAGCAACACCGAUGAUGGCAACAAUCAUAACUGGUUGGGGUUCUCUCUCUCACCCCACAUGAAAAUGGAAGUCACUUCUUCUUCUUCUGCUAUCCAUCCCCAUCAUUAUCAUAACUACUAUCAUCACCCUCAAACUUCUGCUUGCAACACUGUUCCCACUAACUUCUACAUGUCACCUUCACACCCCAACACAUCAGGAAUCUGCUAUGGUGUUGGAGACAACAACAGUGCUUUUCACUCUCCCUUGGCCAUGAUGCCUCUCAAGUCUGAUGGCUCACUUUGCAUUAUGGAAGCCCUCACCAGAUCACAAUCCCAAGUGAUGGUGCCAACUUCAUCUCCAAAGCUUGAGGACUUUCUAGGUGGUGCAACUAUGGGGGGUCAAGACUAUGGAGGGCAUGGAAGAGAAGCAAUGGCUCUAAGCCUUGACAGCAUCUACUAUAGUAACCAAAAUGCCGAAGCUGAAACCAACAGAGACCAUUCUUCUUCUUUGGACCUUCUUUCUGACCCUUUUAGGCACCAAACCCAUCCAUAUUACUCGGGGCUUGGGAUUUACCAAGUGGAGGAAGAAGCCAAGGAACCCCAAAUGCCUCAAGUGGUGGAAGAAGGCAUUGCUUGCUUCAACAACUGGGUGCCACCAAGGGAAUAUUCUUCUUCUCAGCAGAAUCUGGAGCAGCAUCAAGUGAAUAAUAGUAGUGGUGGACUUGUGGAGGAUCAUGGUGCUUCUGGGGGGAAUGGUGGUGUUGGCACAGUGGAGUGUGGGGAGUUACAAUCUUUAAGCCUGUCUAUGAGCCCCGGCUCUCAAUCAAGUUGUAUCACUGUUCCAACUCAGAUCUCAUCUUCUAAUACUGAAUCUGUGACUGUGGAGGCCAAAAAGAGAGGGUCUGGUAAGCUUGGUCAUAAGCAACCUGUGCAUAGGAAGUCCAUUGACACAUUUGGGCAGAGAACUUCGCAGUAUAGAGGUGUUACAAGGCACAGAUGGACUGGUAGAUAUGAAGCGCAUUUGUGGGACAACAGUUGCAAGAAAGAAGGACAAACUAGGAAAGGACGACAAGUUUAUUUGGGUGGUUAUGAUAUGGAAGAAAAAGCUGCAAGGGCUUAUGAUCUUGCGGCUCUCAAGUAUUGGGGUCCUUCAACUCACAUAAACUUCCCGCUAGAAAAUUACCAAACUGAACUUGAAGAAAUGAAGAACAUGAGUAGGCAGGAAUAUGUGGCCCACUUGAGAAGAAAGAGUAGUGGGUUUUCAAGGGGUGCUUCAAUGUACAGAGGAGUGACAAGGCACCACCAACAUGGCAGGUGGCAAGCAAGGAUAGGCAGAGUUGCAGGAAAUAAGGACCUUUAUCUUGGGACAUUCAGCACUCAAGAAGAAGCAGCUGAAGCAUAUGAUGUAGCAGCAAUAAAAUUUCGUGGGGUGAAUGCUGUGACAAACUUUGACAUAUCAAGGUACGAUGUGGAGAGGAUCAUGGCCAGCAACACCCUUCUCGCGGGAGAGUUGGCAAGAAGGAACAAAGAAAGUGAGCCAAGGACUGAGGCCAUAGAGUACAAUGUUGUGUCAAGCCAACAGCAACAAGUAAUGAACAAGGAAGAGGUUGAAGCUGUGAACAAGCACGCCAAUGAAAAUGGUUCAUCAUCGGAUUGGAAGAUGGUUUUGUAUCAUGAUCAGCAACAGUCAAACAACUGUGACCCAAAACCCAUGAAAUGUGGAAAUUAUAGGGGUUCUGGUUUCUCAGUGUCCCUACAAGAUCUCAUUGGGAUUGACUCAGUAGGAUCUAGCCAUGCGAUGCUAGAGGACUCUACUAAGAUAGGGACUCAUUUUUCAAACCCCUCUUCGAUGGUGACAAGUUUAAGCAGCUCAAGGGAAGGUAGCCCUGAUAAAACGGGCCCCACUAUGCUCUUUCCAAAGCCUCCAAUUGGGUCCAAGAUUGUCACUAGCCCUAUUUCUAAUGCUGGCCCUUGGUUUCCCUCUCAAAUUAGGCCACUCUCAAUGUCUCAUUUGCCAGUUUUUGCUGCUUGGAGUGAUUCCUAGAGGGCUUGUCAUGUGAAAGUGUGUUUGGAAACUCGUUGAGAAGGAAAAAAGCACAAUUCUGACGUGGAAGUUGAAAAUCACAUGAAACGGGAAACCAAACACACUAGAAAAAGGAAAAAGCACAAGAGUUGGGGGGAGAAAAUAGAAAAGAUUGAGAAUAUGUUGUUUUGCAAAAGGACUUUAGUGAGGGAAUUUUGGGGAUUAAUUAGGGGCAUGUGGGGACCAUUUAUCUGUCAUCUUUCUGUAUGGUAGUGGAACAAGACCUUUCCAACCGUAGCCUUUUGGAUCUAUAUUGCGAAUUUGAGUGCAAAUGGGAGGGAAAGUGGUUAAAUUUAACAAGAGGACUAAUGAUUAAUUGAGUGUAAUCAUGUUUGACGAUAUGAAAGUGGCCCUUAAAUUAUUGAGCUUGCUUUUUUUGGAGUUGCACCUUUUCUUAGGUCCAGCUAACUACAAAACCAACUCCAUGUUUGUCAAUAAUGCAAAAGAGCCAUUCCCUUUGAUCA